AUGGGUCGCAUGCACGCUCCUGGUAAGGGUAUAUCCCAGUCUGCUUUGCCAUAUCGUCGAUCAGUUCCAACUUGGUUGAAACUAUCACCAGAAGAUGUGAAAGAACAGAUUUUCAAAUUAGGAAAAAAGGGACUCACUCCUUCACAAAUAGGUGUCAUUCUUCGAGAUUCCCAUGGUGUAGCCCAAGUACGAUUUGUCACUGGAAACAAGAUUCUCCGAAUCAUGAAGGCUAUGGGACUAGCUCCUGAUCUUCCAGAAGACCUCUAUUUUCUGAUCAAGAAGGCUGUUGCUAUCAGAAAGCACCUUGAAAGGAACAGAAAGGACAAGGACUCCAAGUUCCGCCUUAUCUUGGUAGAAUCCAGGAUUCACAGACUUGCUCGUUACUACAAAACCAAGGGCGGGCUCCCACCAAACUGGAAGUACGAGUCCAGCACUGCAUCUGCUCUUGUUGCUUAA
This is a messenger RNA of Nezara viridula (southern green stink bug), 456 nucleotides long. Lineage: Eukaryota; Metazoa; Arthropoda; Insecta; Hemiptera; Pentatomidae. The record is from the annotation of a GenBank genome assembly.